Clonostachys solani is the source of this 1446-nucleotide messenger RNA. The record is from the annotation of a GenBank genome assembly. Lineage: Eukaryota; Fungi; Ascomycota; Sordariomycetes; Hypocreales; Bionectriaceae.
AUGCGUCCCAGCCAGCUCACCAAGGCUGAGAAGAGCCUGCACGAUCAAAUCAACAUCCUACCAGGCCAACAGCUAUUCGCGGCCUUUGGGACUCUUUCCGCUGCCCUAUUCAUUGCUUGCAUUGACCAAAAUGGUAUUUCGGUCACGAUUCCCACUAUUUCUCGCGAUCUCAGCGCGGAAUCCACCAUUUCCUGGGCUGGUACCGCGAGCUUGCUUGCCAACACCACCUUCCAAAUGCUCUAUGGGCGCCUCUCAGACAUUCUUGGACGUAAAACAAUUUUCAUAGCCACAAUCUUGAUUCUUUCGGUUGCCGACCUCCUAUGCGGCCUUAGUAAAAAUGCGACCAUGUUCUACGUUUUUAGAGGGAUUGCUGGCAUCGGGGGCGGUGGCAUCACCAACCUGAGCAUGAUUAUCGUCUCCGACAUUGUGACGCUCGACCAGCGUGGGAAAUACCAAGGCAUCAUCGGAUCCAUCGUUGGCUUUGCCAAUGUUGUCGGACCUUUCAUUGCCGCGCUUAUUGUUCAAAGAGCUGUCUGGAGAGGCUUUUUCUGGAUGCUCUCGCCUCUCUCGGUGUUGGCAGCAGUCUUGACCUAUUUCUUCUUACCAUCGAAACCACCGACUGCAACAUUCAAAGCUAGUAUAAGCAAGGUGGAUUGGGCUGGUGCUCUCUUGAUAUCCGCAGGGGUCAUCUUGCUUCUGAUACCUAUUUCAGGAGUGGACAUCUAUAAGAACUAUGCGGUCUCCGUGAUGCUAAUACAAAACUUUCUUCUUGGGGCCGUGUAUCAAUCAUACCUAUACUACGUACCGCUCUACUUACAAAACGCACACCAGUACUCAGUCAUGACAUCUGCGCUGUUAUAUAUGCCCAUGGUUAUCACCCAAUGUAUUUCAUCCAUUGUCUCUGGGCAAUACAUCAGCAGAUAUAAGAGGUAUGGAGAAGUCAUUAUGUUCGGCUUUGGGACGUGGACCCUCGGUGCGGGACUUGCGUUGAUAUUAAAAAAGGACACGCACCCCGCAGCCAUUGCGGCAAUAUUAUCUGUUGUUGGCGUAGGGGUAGGCAGCGUCUUCCAGCCGACACUUAUCGCCCUUCAAGCCAACUCACCGAUUUCUCGUCGGGCAAUCAUAAUUUCAAACCGCAAUUUCUACCGCUGCGCUGGUGGUGCCUGCGGACUGACUGUAUCAGCGGCGCUUCUCCAAGCUCGCCUUCGCGCAGCCCUACCGGCCGAAUACAAGUAUCUCGCAGCCUCAACGUACUCCGUGCCAGCUGCGGGAGAGAGUCAAGUCCCAGGUGUUUUGGACGCGUACAUGGCCGCGAGUCACAGCGUCUUCAUUUUGCAACUGCCGCUUAUUGGCUUGUGCUUUCUAGGCACCGCAUUGCUUAAGGAUCGCGGUUUGGAGCCAGUAGAGGCUGAUCAGCCAAAUGAGCCCGUCAUAUCUCAAGGCUAG